CCACCGGCUCCUCCAGCCCUUCCCAGAGCGAGCCUCGAUCCGGCCCACCACUGUCCUCAGCUGCCAGGCACCUGCUCCCCAGCCAUGCCUCACCCUCCAGGCUCCGACGUGCUGGUGUUCUUCGUGAAUGGGAGGAAGGUGACAGAGCGGGAUGUGGACCCAGAAGUGACCCUGCUGACCUACCUGCGAAGGAACCUCGGCCUCACAGGAACCAAGUCGGCCUGCGGGGGAGGCAGCUGCGGCACCUGCACUGUGAUGCUGUCCCGGUUCGACCUGGCCUCCAGGAAGCCGAGACACAUCGCCGUCACUGCAUGCCUGGUGCCCCUCUGCUCUCUGCACGGGGCGGCUGUCACCACUGUGGAAGGCGUGGGCAGCAUCAGAACCAGGGUCCACCCCGUGCAGGAGCGGAUCGCCAAGAGCCACGGCACGCAGUGCGGCUUCUGCACGCCCGGGAUGGUGAUGUCGCUGUACGCCCUGCUCCGCAGCCACCCGCAGCCCUCGGAGGAGCAGCUGCUGGAGGCCCUCGCAGGGAACCUGUGUCGCUGCACCGGCUACCGGCCAAUCCUCGAGAGCGGCAGGACCUUCUGCCUGGACUCGGCCAGCUGCGGGCAGCACGGAGCCCGGCAGUGCUGCCUGGACCAGCCAGGGGAUGGCACCUGCCCUCCGGGGCGCAAUGGCCCACAAGCUCACAUGUGCUCGGAGUUGAUCCCCAGAACGGAGUUCCAGCCCUGGGACCCGACCCAGGAGCCCAUCUUCCCCCCAGAGCUCAUGAGGAUGGCGGAGAGCCCAGUGCAGCCCAGCCUGACCUUCCGUGGAGACAGAGUCACCUGGGUCUCCCCCGGGAGCCUGCAGGAGCUGCUGGCGCUGAGAGCGAGGCACCCCGAGGCCCCCCUGGUGCUGGGCAACACAGCCCUGGGCCCCGCCCAGAGGUCCCAAGGCCGGGUCCACCCACUUCUCAUCUCUCCUGCACGCAUCCCAGAGCUGAGCACUGUGACGGAAACUAGUGAUGGCCUGACCAUCGGUGCCAGCUGCAGCCUGGCCCAGCUGCAGGACAUCUUGGCCAAGAGCAUCUCCCAGCUGCCCGUCGAGAAGACACAGACGCUCCGAGCUCUUGCAAAGGCCCUGCGCAGUGUGGCCGGCCUGCAGGUCCGGAACCUGGCGUCCCUUGGGGGCCACGUCAUGAGCCUGCACAGCUACUCAGACCUGAACCCCAUCCUUGCUGUGGGCCAGGCGGCCCUCCACCUGCGCUCAGAAGGGGGUGCAAGGCUGAUCUCCCUGGAUGAGCACUUCCUGGCAGGGGUGGUGAGCGCCAGCCUGCAGCCGGGGGAGAUCUUGGAGUCCGUGCACAUCCCACACUCUCAGAAGUGGGAAUUCGUGUUCAGCUUCCGGCAGGCCCAGGCCCCACAGAACGCCUCACCACACGUGAGCGCCGGCAUGCGCGUGCGGUUCACAGAGGGCACAGACACCAUCGAGGACCUGAGCAUCGCCUACGGCGGGGUGGGGACUACCACGGUGAUGGCACCACAGGCCUGCCAGCGGCUCCUGGGCAGGCACUGGACCGAGGAGACACUGGACGAAGCCUGCAGGCUGGUCCUGGGCGAGGUCACCAUCCCCGGCGCAGCCCCUGGUGGCAGGGUGGAGUUCAGGAGGACCCUGCUGGUCAGCUUCCUCUUCAGGUUCUACCUGCAGGUUCUGCAGGAGCUGAAGGCCCACCGGUUCCUGAAGCCCCCGUGCACCCCACGCACCCUGAGUGACACCUGGAAGUAUCCCCAGCUCCCAGACCAGACCCUCGGUGCGCUAGAGGACGUCCCCAUCAUGGUGCCCCGGGGCGUGCAGAUGUAUGAGAGAGUGGACCCUCAGCAGCCACCCCAGGACCCGGUGGGCCGCUCGAUCAUGCACCUGUCGGGCCUGAAACAUGCCACGGGGGAGGCAGUGUUCUGUGAUGACCUCCCCAGGGUGGACAAGGAGCUGUUCAUGGCCUUGGUGACCAGCACCAGGCCGCAUGCAAAGAUCGUGUCAGUGGACCCAGCCGAGGCACUCAGGCUCCCUGGGGUGGUGGCCAUAGUAACAGCCGAGGACAUCCCAGGCACCAAUGGCACCGAGGACGACAAGCUGCUGGCAGUGGACAAGGUGCUGUGUGUGGGCCAGGUCAUCUGUGCAGUGGUCGCAGAGACAGAUGUGCAGGCGAGGCAAGCGACUGGGAGCGUCAGGGUCACCUACGAGGACCUGGAGCCCGUGGUCCUCAGCAUCCAGGACGCCAUAGGGCACAGCUCCUUCCUGUGCCCUGAGAAGAAGCUUGAGCUUGGAAACACGGAGGAGGCCUUUGAGGACGUGGACCACAUCCUAGAAGGAGAGGUGCAUGUCGGGGGGCAGGAGCAUUUCUACAUGGAAACCCAGAGGGUACUGGUCAUUCCCAAAGUCGAGGACCAAGAGCUGGACAUCUAUGCGUCCACCCAGGACCCAGCCCACAUGCAGAAAACAGUGUCCUCAACCCUCAACGUCCCCCUCAACCGGGUCACCUGCCACGUGAAGCGCGUGGGCGGGGGCUUCGGGGGCAAGCAGGGGAGAUCAGCCAUGCUGGGGGCCAUCGCAGCAGUGGGCGCCAUCAAGACUGGUCGUCCUGUUCGUCUGGUCCUUGAUCGUGAUGAAGAUAUGUUAAUAACUGGGGGUAGGCACCCGUUAUUUGGAAAAUAUAAAGUGGGCUUCAUGGACAGUGGGCGGAUCAAGGCGCUGGACAUCCAGUGCUACAUCAACGGAGGCUGCGUGCUGGACUACUCCGAGCUGGUAAUAGAAUUUCUCAUCCUGAAGCUGGAAAAUGCAUAUAAAAUCCGAAACCUCAGGUUCCGGGGUAGGGCGUGCAGGACAAAUUUACCAUCCAAUACGGCAUUCCGUGGAUUCGGCUUCCCGCAAGGAGCCCUGGUGAUAGAAUCAUGCAUCACAGCUGUGGCAGCCAAGUGUGGCCUUCUCCCAGAAAAGGUCAGGGAGAAGAACAUGUACAGGACGGUGGACAAGACCAUCUACAAGCAGGCGUUCAGCCCCGAGCCCCUGCACCGGUGCUGGGCCGAGUGCCUGGAGCAGGCUGACGUGCCGGGCCGGCGGGCACUGGCAGAUGCCUUCAACCGGCAGAGCCCCUGGAGGAAGCGGGGCAUCGCUGUGGUCCCCAUGAAGUUCUCGGUUGGCUUUGCAGCCACCAGCUACCAUCAGGCAGCAGCACUGGUGCAUAUCUACACAGACGGGUCUGUGCUGGUCACCCAUGGCGGGAACGAGCUGGGACAGGGUAUCCACACCAAGAUGCUGCAGGUGGCCAGCCGGGAACUGCGGGUGCCCCUGUGCCGCCUGCACAUCCAGGAGACCAGCACAGCGACUGUGCCAAACACAGUGACCACAGCAGCGUCCGUCGGAGCCGAUGUCAAUGGCAGGGCUGUGCAGAAUGCCUGUCAGACCCUUCUGAAACGCCUUGAGCCCAUCAUGAAGAAAAAUCCGGAAGGCACCUGGGAGGCCUGGGUGGAAGCAGCAUUUGAACAAAGAAUCAGUCUCUCAGCCACCGGAUACUUCAGAGGCUACAAGGCCUUCAUGGACUGGGAGAAGGGGGAGGGAGAGCCCUUCCCUUACUACGUCUUUGGGGCCGCCUGCUCGGAGGUGGAGAUAGAUUGCCUGACCGGCGCGCACAGGAAACUCAGGACGGACAUCGUCAUGGACGCGGGCUGCAGCCUGAACCCGGCCCUCGACAUCGGGCAGGUGGAAGGCGCGUUCCUCCAGGGCGCGGGCCUCUACACCACCGAGGAGCUGCACUACUCCCCAGAGGGCGCCCUGCUGUCCGGGGGGCCUGAGGAGUACAAGAUCCCCACCGCGGCCGAUGUCCCGGAGAAGCUCAACGUGACCCUGCUGCCCUCGGCACAGGCACAGACCGGGCUCACCAUCUACUCCUCCAAGGGCCUCGGGGAGUCCGGGAUGUUCCUGGGGUCCUCCGUGUUCUUCGCCAUCCAGGACGCGGUGGCUGCAGCACGCAGGGACAGAGGCCUGGCCGAGGACUUCACGGUCCCCAGAGAAGACCCCGGGACGUGCAAACCCUGGUCCAUCUCGGUAGCGUAAUCCUGCAGUCUCCUGAAAGGUGAAAAGAUGGCUUCCUAAUCAUAACCCCAAGCUGAUAUUCUUAUACUAUUGUGGGGCAGGGGACGAGGUGCAAAAUUUAGAAACCUGAUUCAAGCCUAAUUACAUUACCAAGACGAAUCACUGUUUACAGAUUACUUAGACUGUUCGGCCCAGAGGCCAGAAAGGACUGCAAGUGUAAUGAUUUUCUUCUGAAAAGAUCACGGGAAAGCUGCUGGAGACACAAACACUUCCUCUCACCUACGGGCUCACAGGCCGCAGUCCCUGGUGACGUCGUGCCGUGGAGAAGCGCGUGAGGGUCCCUGCUGAGGUGCUGGAUCCAGAGAUCAGAGUGGCAACUGCGGCCCCUUUGAGGGUCCAGCUCGUCGGUGGUCACCGAGCUCAUGGGUAGUCGUGGGAGGAUGGUGCAGGAGCAGUUCUUCUGCAUGCAGCGGGAGCCUUGCUGUGGCCCACCUUCCCUUGGGAUGUGGAAGGGAACACAGUGCAUCGUCACAGAACCCUUCGUUUGAUGAAAAACGUCCGACCCGGUGUCAGUGUUUCAGAAGUGGCAAGGGCUCCGUCUCUGAAUACUGAACUGGGUCACCCGAGCGAUUGAACCAGGUCACACUCUACUGCACUCAUGGGGGCAGAGGUACAGGCGGAACCGCGGCUGGAGCUCACCAGCCCCACAUGUGCGAAGCCCUGCGCUCAACCCCAGGCACUGAAGAAAUAAAAACACAAACGUGAAAAGAAGACAGUGUGCGGGAUCCGAGGAUUGAGCUUUAGGGACUCAGAGGAGUCGGCCGAAAGUCUGGCCUGCUCCGGCAGGGUCAGGAGGAAACCGGCAGAACCCACGGCUCAGGGUCACAGCUGGCAGAGGCUGAGGCAGGAGGAGGUGUGCACCUCCCGUCCUGAGGCUGCAGUCUCCUCGUGGAGGGACAGGGACUGCUGGCCAUUGGCCCACCUGCCGACUUGGGAGGGUCCACUAGGCCAGGAGCCCAAGGUAGGCAGUGGGACAGAGGAGAAAGGAGCCUGGAACAGGAGGUCACAACAGGACAGCUACACAGGCAGCAGAGCGGGACUCUGUGGAGGUGGCUGGGUGAAAUAAGCAGAAAGCAAUGUGAUUUUAAAAGCUCUUUUACAAAUACAUCCUGGAUUGUGUAAUCUAAUAAAACAUGAGAGAUUUAUGUUGUUAAUUU
Cavia porcellus (domestic guinea pig) is the source of this 5288-nucleotide messenger RNA. It is a transcript of the gene Aox2, whose product is annotated as Aldehyde oxidase 2. The record is from RefSeq and is marked provisional. Gene Ontology annotation, molecular function: 2 iron, 2 sulfur cluster binding; FAD binding; NAD binding. Lineage: Eukaryota; Metazoa; Chordata; Mammalia; Rodentia; Caviidae.